AUGUCUCGUCGCCGCACUUCUUACAGUGAGCCCAUGAAUGAGGCCAUAACAUACCCAUACACCUCCAACCAGGACCCUCGAGCCCCUCGUCGAGGUCCGAUCGAAGGUCCUGAUGGUCGUCGUCUGAUUCGGCGUGUCACCUGGCGUUCAUCAACUUACAAGUUGAUGGCCUCGUUGUGGGUGCUUGGUGUCCUUUAUAUUCUUUGGUUGAUUCGAGAUCUCUUCUAUCUACCUUUCUCUCCUUCCGAAUCCACCCCACCUGUCCUUGCCGAGGAAUGA
Penicillium malachiteum is the source of this 279-nucleotide messenger RNA. RefSeq lists its product as uncharacterized. The record is from RefSeq and is a predicted model, not a curated record. Lineage: Eukaryota; Fungi; Ascomycota; Eurotiomycetes; Eurotiales; Aspergillaceae. The transcript has a single exon. Bases 1 to 279 code for a protein of 92 amino acids.